This is a messenger RNA of Pungitius pungitius (ninespine stickleback), 2645 nucleotides long. RefSeq names its product dolichyl-phosphate (UDP-N-acetylglucosamine) N-acetylglucosaminephosphotransferase 1 (GlcNAc-1-P transferase) (gene dpagt1). The transcript is spliced from 9 exons. Bases 306 to 1538 code for a protein of 410 amino acids. Gene Ontology annotation, molecular function: UDP-N-acetylglucosamine-dolichyl-phosphate N-acetylglucosaminephosphotransferase activity. Gene Ontology annotation, cellular component: membrane. Gene Ontology annotation, biological process: protein N-linked glycosylation; dolichol-linked oligosaccharide biosynthetic process. NCBI's taxonomy places the organism in Eukaryota, Metazoa, Chordata, Actinopteri, Perciformes, Gasterosteidae. The record is from RefSeq and is a predicted model, not a curated record.
GGAAGUUCCACUUCCGUAACUCUCAGGAUGUGCUUAAACAUACGUGGAGUUCAGACAUUUAGGCAGUGAGACGAUAUUAACAGCAAUAACCCGUAAUGCAGAAUUGUAUGGACCUCCAUCGUAACUCAUGGACUUAUUUGUCUUUGACACCAGAAACACGGAGAUGUAUCACGCUUUAAAGUAGCGAUAUGACGCGUGUUUACAUUACUGAAGACAGCCAAAACGCGCUCAUCGAUCGCCUGAAGGAAGGCAACGUCUGAUUAGCUAGAAACGUGAUUUGAUUUAUUAGAGACGGACCAACCAAAAUGCCUGGAAAAAUGUCACCAGUACCCGUCCUACCGUUAGUGAUCAACUGUUUAUUUUCUGUACUGGGCUGUAUGGCCACUUUGAAACUCAUUCCUGCUUUCAAAGACCAUUUCAUCUCAGCCAAAUUGUUCGGAAUAGACCUAAACAAAACCUCCAAAAAGGAAGUCCCAGAGUCCCAAGGAGUCAUCAGUGGGACAGUCUUCCUCAUCAUCCUCUUCUGCUUCAUCCCGGUGCCUUUCCUCAGCUGCUUUGUAGGUGAUCAGUGCAUGGGCUUCCCACACGACGAGUUUGUGCAGUUGAUCGGUGCACUUCUGGCCAUUUGUUGCAUGAUCUUCCUGGGCUUUGCUGACGACGUGCUGAACCUGCGUUGGAGACACAAGCUCCUGCUUCCCACCAUGGCUUCCUUGCCGCUGCUCAUGGUGUAUUUUACCAACUUUGGCAACACGGUCAUCGUGGUGCCGAAGCCCUUCCGGGCCCUGCUUGGACUGCAUUUGGACUUGGGUAUCCUUUACUACGUCUACAUGGGAAUGCUAGCAGUUUUCUGCACAAAUGCCAUCAACAUCUUAGCUGGCAUCAAUGGCAUUGAGUCUGGUCAAGCCCUGUUUAUCUCCGGCUCCAUCAUCGUCUUCAACCUGCUGGAGCUCAGUGGAGAUUACCGUGAGGACCAUAUUUUCUCGCUCUACUUCAUGAUACCGUUUUUCUUCACAACAUUAGCACUUUUUUACCACAACUGGUAUCCUUCAUCCGUGUUUGUUGGAGACACUUUCUGCUACUUUGCCGGGAUGACCUUUGCUGUAGUCGGCAUCCUGGGACACUUCAGCAAAACAAUGCUGCUGUUCUUCCUUCCUCAAGUGGUUAACUUUGUUUACUCCUUGCCUCAACUGUUUCAUGUCAUCCCCUGUCCCAGACACCGGCUCCCCAGGUUGAAUCCAGAGACAGGCAAACUGGGGAUGAGCUACUCUAAAUUCAAAAGAAAGGACCUCUCUAAAUUAGGAAACCUCAUUAUGAAGGUGGCAGAGUUACUAAAGCUGCUCGAGGUGCAAAGAGGCCAAGAGGAAGAUGAUGAUUUUAUUGAGUGCAACAACAUGACCUUAAUAAAUCUGGUCCUGAAAUUACUCGGUCCCACCCAUGAGAGAAACCUCACAGUCAUCAUGCUCGUCAUACAGGUGAUGGGCAGUGUAGCUGCCUUUGGGAUCCGUUAUCAUCUGGUGCGUCUCUUCUACGACGUCUAGACAGCACUCUGAGAGAGGACAAACCAUUGACUGAGAUGAUAUGAUGUUUUAUGGGACUCAUGGUUCAUUUGUCUAUUCAUAGACUCCAUUACCUCACUGUUACUUUUUCUGCAUCAGACUCUGCUUGCAGUAUACACCUAAUGCAAGGUUCAAAGCUAUAUUUCACUUUGUACAACAUUUUCACAUGUGUUCAACCAUAAAACUGCUAGGGGCUGACACCAAUAGCUGUGUGCUUUUCUCCUUCAUUUCACUAAUGACGAGAAGGAAAAAGUAACUGUCUUAGUGAAAUUGUGUGUCCAACCUGAAAGUAUAUUUUUGUACUUGUUUUUUAAAGGAAAAUAUAGUAAGUGGGAAUGACUUUUUGUUUUCAGGUCAACCAACAUUAGUGGCUGAUAGCACUAACUUGUUUUGAUUUGAUAACAAAUGUUGGGGGGGGGAUGUACGCCAUUGAUGUAGACAUGCUAUGAGAAAAUCUGAAAAGCCCUUUACUCGAUUCUGCUGUUUAAGGAAACAGGCCUUAGGGAACAUCUGCCCAAGAAAACUUAAUUUAUCAAAAUGAUCAAUUAAUGCAACAUGAGUAAUAUUAAUGAAUUAGUCAAUAUAUCAUUUGUGGUUACCUUGCACACCUAAUGAUCAUUGUGAAGAAAAGCAAUGAAGAGAUGAGGCUAUAAUCAGUUUGAAGACCAAGAAUUAGGUGGAAAUGAGUGAAUAGAGGGGACAUUAAAAGUUGUUGACAACGUUACUAAGUUACUAAGGCAGGGGAUGGGUGAGAAUGACUGAGGAUGAAUGUUGAUACCUUUCUUGGUUCUAUAGCUGUAUUUUUAUGACUGAUAUUCAAUUCCCCCCCACGGCCUCAGUGGACAGUCAGCUCAAUGUAUCAAAAUAAAAGGAUUGCUAUAAACAAUGGCUAUGUAUGUUUUGCCUUGUGUUAAUAAAAAGCUCUGAUAUAUUCAUCUGACUUUACAGAUGCUAGUCAAUCACAACCUAAAAAAUGAAGUAUCAAGCAGGCUACUUUUUAGUGUUGUUUAACCUCGAACACUGAAUGAACAGUCUGUAUAACUAUAUGUAUUAAUAUGCAGAUUGUAAAUGUAACCGCUGAAUAAAUGU